This is a messenger RNA of Exophiala dermatitidis NIH/UT8656, 2766 nucleotides long. RefSeq names its product cytochrome P450, family 5, subfamily A (thromboxane-A synthase). Gene Ontology annotation, molecular function: heme binding; monooxygenase activity; oxidoreductase activity, acting on paired donors, with incorporation or reduction of molecular oxygen. The record is from RefSeq and is a predicted model, not a curated record. Bases 60 to 1754 code for a protein of 564 amino acids. Lineage: Eukaryota; Fungi; Ascomycota; Eurotiomycetes; Chaetothyriales; Herpotrichiellaceae. The transcript is spliced from 2 exons.
AGCAAACGUUCCACCGUCCUUGACAUGAUCUGGGCGCCUUUAUAUAUGUAGAUGGCACCAUGUUUGUCCUUGCUGUCUUUUCUCUGCUGUUUGCGUAUCUGUCAUGGUCGCUCAUUCACUUUGCCAAUAACUACAUCGAAGCCAAAAAGAUAGGACUGCCUAUUCUGAUAUGUCCAGUGAACCCGGCCAAUCCGCUAUGGAUGUUUUCCAAAGAUGUGCUCGGCCCGAUCCUCCUUCGCUUACCGUUUGGACUCGGCGAGUGGGCAGGUAGGGCCGAAGUCGGCUGGACUUUCAAGGAGAGGUUCACCGUCCACGCAAAAUAUGGCGAGGCCUUCAUCAUUGUCUCGCCGGGCGAAAACGAAGUCAUUCUUGCCAACCCGGCUGCCGCGGACGACGUGACGCGCCGUCGCAAUGAUUUCAUCAAGAAUCCGGCCAUGUAUGGGAUGUUGGACAUUUAUGGACCGAACCUGGACACUGUUAAUGGCAAAGUCUGGGAUCGUCACCGCAAAAUCACGGUUCCGCCUUUCAACGAACAGAACAGCGCUUUGGUUUGGCGCGAGGCUGGCGAGCAAGCCGAUCAGAUGUUGGCUAUUUGGAGAAGCAAAGCUGAAGUCACAUCUACUCAGUCUGAUGUCCAUGCCGUUGCUCUGAACGUGCUUUGCGGUGCCGGAUUUGGAGUACACAGCAGUUUUGUCGACACCAGACUCCCGCCUGACCACAGCCUCUCGGCCGAGGAGUACCUGGGCUAUCGGGAAAGCUUGCGGGUGUUGCUGGCCAACAUCGUCCCCCUUGUCGUUUUGGGUUUGCUCAAGAAAGUUGGGGUGCCCAAUUGGAUUUGGUUCGGGAACAUGCGCAAGGUCGCCGUUGCUUACGACGAGUUCAAGGGCUAUAUGUCCGAGCUGAUUACGCGGGAGAGGACGGCGAUUGAGCAGGGCGAUUUCUCACGCCAUAACCUCAUGAGCGAGUUGGUCAGAGCGCAAGAACAGUCCAAACAGGCGGCUGGAGGAGACAAGGAGACUGCCACGACUGUGGGACUCUCGGAGGACGAAGUCUACGGCAAUCUUUUCAUCUACAAUCUUGCAGGGCAUGAUACCACGGCAGGCGCACUGCAUUUCGCCAUCACACUGUUGGCGGUGUAUCCGGAAUGGCAGACGUGGAUUGCCGAGGAGAUCGAUCAAGUUCGGAAGGCGGAGUCGAGUGGACUCUAUUACUACGAGCAUACUUUCCCUCAACUGCAGAGGUGUCUGGCGCUUAUGUAUGAAACCCUUCGACUUUAUGGACCGGUGGUCAUGAUGCCCAGAUACACUGGCGAUGCCGCACAAACGCUGCGUAUCGGCGAACAACAACAUGUUAUUCCGCCCAAGACGACCAUCAUGAUCAAUUUCGCUGCGUUACACACUCAUCCCUCCUAUUGGGGUCCCGAUCCUCUUGCUUUUCGCCCAGACCGAUGGUUCGUGCUGACUGGCAAGGACGGAGAAACCAGUACCAUGUUGCAACCAGUCCCGGGAGUUUUUGUGCCUUGGAAUCUUGGCCCGCGAGUAUGCCCUGGCAAGAAGUUUUCACAAGUCGAGUUCACCCGGGUCAUUUUUGGGUUGUUUGCCGAUGGCACCAGAGUCGAAGUGGUCAAACAUGAGGGCGAGACGGAUGAGGAUGCCAGAAUAAGGGUGCUUGAUGUGGUGAAAAAUGCAAAGAUUGAGGUUACCUUGAAAAUGACGGACGCGGAGAGAAUAUCUUUGAAAUGGAUUAAACGGUAAUAAGAGAAUUCUCGAGUUGUUUACGAAUGAUAUGAGACUGGUUUUAAUCUCAUAUGGCAAGAUCAAGCCUGUUCACGAUGCCGUCCUGGCCAUUGAUAGUCCUGAUCCACCGGUAUGUUCUUCCUCAAAUGGUUCUUGUAGGUCGGAGGAAUUCUGCCUAGACGGGCACUGCGAGAAGAGACCGGAGUGGAUUGCUGUUCGUUGUGCGCCUUCAACAAAUCCUCAAUUGCACUCGCCCACUUUACCAGCUUGUCCUCCUGCCACGCCGUAUGCUGCAGUGUCAGAGGUAAUGGCAUGCCAUCUGGGUCCAAACCGAUAGGCAUGGUCAUGACGGGAUAUCCAGCCUGAGCAGCAAUUUGUAUGCCUCCAGCUUUGACGUCGCAAAACAGCAAGGCAUCAAGAGGUUGGCCAUCUUCUGUUCCGUCACUGGAUGGCCCGCGCAAGGCAGCGUCAAUGCCGUUCUCUCGACAUUGUGAUUGGAUGUGCUUCAAAGCGGCGAAGUAUGUCUCAUCUUUGAUGCCUUUGGUUUCGACACAUUUGCGGAAUAGUCGUUGUCCGUCGGGGAACGCUGGGAGAUCGCCAGCAUGGCCACCUUCAGAUCCUCUGUUGUCGUCGUUGAAUUGCACAACAUCCUCAAGAGUUCGGAUCGGGGUGUUCUUCAAUUUGGCCAGGUACUCGUUCAUGAGGUAGUAUGUUUGCACUUUGCUCACUGUUAUUUCUGAGAUCUCUGGAUGGUCGUCUCCGUAACGUUCCCUGCAGCAUGUCAGAAGAGUUCCAACGCGGCGACAGGUGUACUCACCAAUCCCAAACUCCGUCUUUGUCCAAUCUCUCUUCCGCACACGGCAUGUCCACAGGAAUUAUGUCGGCUCCCGCCUCCUUGAUCAACUGCAGGACUUUCUCCGCAACAGCGCGUUGUGGGUAUGGAGCAACUUCCCAAAAGCGCUUGAUCGGCAGUCCAAAUCUUGCCCCUUUCAGAGCGUGUCGGUCGGUGAGAAAGUCGCAGUAGCUCUUG